Messenger RNA from Nicrophorus vespilloides, 762 nucleotides. Its product is annotated as RNA-binding protein 48. The record is from RefSeq and is a predicted model, not a curated record. Lineage: Eukaryota; Metazoa; Arthropoda; Insecta; Coleoptera; Silphidae. Gene Ontology annotation, cellular component: nucleoplasm. The transcript has a single exon. Bases 3 to 734 code for a protein of 243 amino acids. Gene Ontology annotation, molecular function: RNA binding.
GAAUGGAACAGUCAGUGUGUAAAAAGGAAAUUAAACAUCAUAAACAAUUGGAUUUAUGCAAAACUAGAGCAGCAUACAGACAAGGGAAAAAAUUAACAGCUGUAAAAGUGUAUACAGUUUCAUCAGAGUCUCAACAUCUGUUUGUUUAUGGUGUGCCAGUGAUAAAUCUUAGGUCUGAGUUGAAAGCUUUAUUCUCAAGAUAUGGCCAAGUGAAAAGUAUAUCCUUGGUAUCCGAUCAUGAAACAGAGGUUUUCACAGAGUGCUACCACAUUCAAUUUGAUAGAAUACAAUCUGCAAGAAUUGCUAAAAGAUUCUUAGAUAACAAGUCAUUUUAUGGAGGUCUUUUGCAUGUUUGUUAUGCACCUGAGCAUGAAGACAUUGAUGAAACAAGGGCCAAAUUAUUGCAAAGAAACAAAGAUGUUUUGAAGAGGCUCCAUCCCACCAAUGAUAGUGUUGAUUCUGGAUGGAAGCAUAAGAGAUCUCAUACAGCUGCAGCUGAAGAUAAUGAUGCAAUUAAUAAUGAUCCAAUGUUAUCAUGGCUUGAAGCACCCAAGGAAACAAAUACGAAGAUGUUAGUUCAGGAAGCUUAUAUAAAAUAUGAUGAUUCCACACAACCUCAGAGAUCCAAUAAAAAAGUUAAGAAGAGCAAUUUAAUACCAACACCAAUAUUAAUGUCUAAAGAAUUCAUUCAAAGAAAAACUGUAGAGAAGAAAAUUUUAUUUUACAAUAAAUGAUUGUUGAAAUGUAUUUUUUUGCUGAAAA